Dipodomys ordii (Ord's kangaroo rat) is the source of this 1831-nucleotide messenger RNA. It is a transcript of the gene Imp4, whose product is annotated as IMP4, U3 small nucleolar ribonucleoprotein. Bases 576 to 1451 code for a protein of 291 amino acids. Gene Ontology annotation, biological process: rRNA processing. Gene Ontology annotation, cellular component: Mpp10 complex; nucleolus; small-subunit processome. The record is from RefSeq and is a predicted model, not a curated record. NCBI's taxonomy places the organism in Eukaryota, Metazoa, Chordata, Mammalia, Rodentia, Heteromyidae. Gene Ontology annotation, molecular function: snoRNA binding; rRNA primary transcript binding. The transcript has 9 exons.
CCAACGGUUGCCAGGCCCGGGGGUAGCGCUAACGGCCGGGCCGCCGCGGAGCAGCGCGGAGUGGCUGCCCCGAGAAGCCGGCCGGCCUGGCUGUGUGCGAGGGCCGGAGGCAGCUUCGAGGCACUCGCAGAAGCCGCCCCUCCACCGCGGUGGCGCUGGAGGAAGGCGCAGCUGUAUGGCAGCCAUUGCGAUUGGCGGCUUUACGUGUAGCUCUUGAAGGGGUCCGGAGGUAACGACCUAGUCACUCGCGGUGCCGCUUCCACGGAGCCGCCGUGAUGGCUGUUCUGGCAGCUCACUACGUUAACCUUGGACUUCCCGAACUUGUGUAGUCCGUGGUGAAGCCGCGGCGGACGUCUCAGUCUUCACGUUUCAGCCGGCUCGGGGGAGGCGACUCGCCACUCGGCCACGCCCUCGGCUGUUCGCCAUCUUAACUUCGGGCUAGGUGGGCCGCCGUGGACGCCCGUGAAGCCUUCGGCGGCCCUCUUGGUUGAGGGCGGAAGUGAUUCCCUCCGUGGCGCACGCUCUGCUCGCAGGGUGCCUCGGACCCACGUGGAAGCGGCCCUCAGGAAGGAAAGAUGCUGCGCCGCGAAGCCCGCCUGCGUCGCGAGUACCUGUACCGGAAGGCGCGCGAGGAGGCGCAGCGAGUCGCCCAGGAGAAAAAGGAGAAAGUGCGGCGAGCGCUCGAAGAAAACCGUCUAAUUCCCACUGAGUUACGCCGGGAGGCCCUGGCCCUACAAGGGUCCUUGGAAUUUGAUGAUGCUGGUGGUGAAGGUGUGACCAGCCAUGUAGAUGAUGAGUAUCGAUGGGCAGGAGUUGAGGAUCCCAAAAUCAUGAUCACUACUUCUCGAGACCCCAGUUCCCGCCUGAAGAUGUUUGCAAAGGAAUUGAAGCUGGUGUUCCCAGGUGCCCAGCGCAUGAACCGAGGCCGACAUGAAGUGGGGGCACUGGUGCGAGCCUGCAAAGCCAAUGGGGUCACUGACCUCUUGGUUGUCCAUGAGCAUCGAGGCACACCUGUGGGACUUAUUGUCAGCCACCUACCUUUUGGCCCUACUGCUUAUUUCACACUAUGCAAUGUGGUCAUGCGACAUGAUAUCCCCGACCUGGGCACCAUGUCAGAAGCUAAGCCUCACCUCAUCACACACGGUUUUACCUCCCGGCUAGGAAAACGAGUCUCUGACAUCCUUCGUUACCUGUUUCCUGUGCCCAAAGAUGAUAGCCACCGAGUUAUAACUUUUGCAAACCAGGAUGACUACAUCUCCUUCAGGCACCACACCUACAAGAAAAAGGACCACCGAAAUGUGGAGCUGACUGAAGUAGGGCCGCGCUUUGAGCUAAAGCUAUAUAUGAUUCGCCUGGGCACACUAGAACAAGAGGCCAUGGCAGAUGUGGAAUGGCGCUGGCACCCAUAUACCAACACAGCACGCAAGAGGGUCUUCCUGAGCACUGAGUGAGCCCACUGGCCAAUCAAGAUUUGGACUUGAAAAUUGGGAGUUUUAGGGCACUGUUACAGGCCUACUGGACCCAAAUUGGAGAUCAGAGGGAUGUGAAUUAAUACUCUGUCACCUGACUAUCUCUGACUAGUCAGAAGGGUCCAUUUUCAGGCCAAACCCAUCCUUGGCUAGGGAACCUGAUGUCUAUAUCCUGGUGAUAUCCAUUUGAAGGUUAACAUUUUUUUCUGAAUCUAGCAUAAUAACCACUGUUGUAUAAUCCCAGAGCUCCAGAAGCUGAGGCAGUAGAAUCAAAUGGUGACUUCCAGAUUACCUAGUGAGACUAUCUCAAAACAAAAUAAACCAGAAAUUUAAAAACACCAUUAUACCCAUUGGAAAAUUUA